AUUACGUGGACAAACCUUUGGAAAAACCGUUAAAGCUGGUGCUCAAAGUUGGAGGAAGUGAAGUGACCGAGCUCUCUGGGUCAGGGCACGAUUCCAGUUACUAUGAUGACAGAUCAGAUCACGAGCGAGAACGGCAUAAAGAAAAGAAGAAGAAAAAGAAAAAAAAGUCUGAGAAAGAGAAAGAUAAGCAUCUUGAUGAUGAGGAAAGAAGAAAGAGAAAGGAAGAGAAAAAGAGGAAAAGGGAGAAAGAACAGUGUGACACUGAAGGAGAAACGGAUGACUUUGAUCCUGGGAAGAAAGUGGAGGUUGAACCUCCUCCUGAUCGUCCUGUCAGAGCAUGCAGAACUCAGCCAGCUGAAAAUGAGAGCACACCGAUCCAGCAAUUACUAGAGCAUUUCCUUCGCCAGCUUCAAAGGAAAGAUCCCCAUGGAUUUUUUGCUUUUCCAGUCACAGAUGCCAUCGCUCCUGGAUAUUCCAUGAUAAUAAAACACCCUAUGGAUUUUGGUACAAUGAAGGAAAAAAUUGCAGCAAAUGAAUACAAAUCAGUCACUGAAUUCAAGGCAGAUUUUAAACUGAUGUGUGAUAAUGCAAUGACUUACAACAGACCAGAUACUGUUUACUACAAACUAGCCAAGAAGAUACUGCACACAGGCUUUAAGAUGAUGAGCAAAGCAGCUCUUUUGGGUGAUGAAGACACAGCAGUUGAAGAACCUGUCCCCGAAGUUGUUCCUGUACAAGCAGAGACUACCAAGAAAUCCAAAAAGCAAAAUAAAGAAGUUAUUAGCUGCAUUUUUGAGCCUGAGGGGAACGCGUGCAGCCUGACAGAUAGCACUGCUGAAGAACAUGUCCUGGCACUGGUGGAACAUGCAGCAGAUGAAGCUCGGGAUAGGAUCAAUCGCUAUCUACCCAACAGCAAGAUUGGUUACCUGAAAAAAAAUGGAGAUGGAACUUUAUUAUUUAGUGUCGUAAAUUCAUCUGAUCCAGAAGCAGAAGAGGAAGAGACUCACCUGGUGGAUCUGAGUUCACUGUCAAGCAAAUUGUUACCUGGCUUCACCACACUAGGCUUCAAAGAUGAACGAAGAAAUAAAGUAACCUUUCUUACAAGUGCUAGUACAGCACCUUCCUUGCAAAACAACUCCAUAUUUCCUGAUUUGAAACCAGAUGAGAUGGAACUCCUGUACUCAGCAUAUGGUGACGAAACUGGGAUACAGUGUGCCUUAAGCUUACAAGAAUUUGUGAAGGAUGCUGGGAGUUACAGCAAGAAAAUAGUAGAUGAUCUUCUGGACCAGAUCACUAGUGGCGAUCAUUCCAAAGCUAUUUAUCAGCUAAAGCAGAGGCGAAACAUCCCAGUAAAACCACUGGAUGAGGUCAAAGUUGGAGAAUCUGCUGGAGACAGUAACAGUUCUGACUUGGACUUUCUCUCUAUGAAACCAUAUUCAGAUGUAUCUCUUGAUAUUUCUAUGUUAAGUUCAUUAGGGAAAGUGAAGAAGGAGCUUGAUCAUGAUGAUAACCAUUUACAUCUGGAUGAAACAACUAAGCUGCUGCAGGACCUUCAUGAAGCUCAGGCUGACAGAGUGGGAUCUCGGCCAUCGUCCAAUUUGAGUUCCCUCUCCAAUACCUCUGAAAGAGACCAACACCAUCUCGGAAGCCCCUCUCAUCUGAGUGUUGGAGAACAGCAAGACAUGGUUCACGAUCCCUAUGAAUUUCUUCAGUCUCCAGAAACCUCAAAUGCCACUA
This is a messenger RNA of Acanthisitta chloris (rifleman), 1737 nucleotides long. It is a transcript of the gene BRD9, whose product is annotated as bromodomain containing 9. Gene Ontology annotation, biological process: regulation of transcription by RNA polymerase II. The record is from RefSeq and is a predicted model, not a curated record. The annotation marks the transcript as partial. The transcript is spliced from 15 exons. Gene Ontology annotation, cellular component: nucleus. NCBI's taxonomy places the organism in Eukaryota, Metazoa, Chordata, Aves, Passeriformes, Acanthisittidae.